CUCCUCCUCCUGCUCCGCCUGCUCCACCCGGGGCCUCCGAUGCCGCCGCCUCCCGCCCGCUGCUGAGCCGUGACGGGCGGGGGCCCUCGGGACCCCGCCGGGGACAUGGGCAACGGGAUGUGCUCCCGGAAACAGAAGCGGAUUUUCCAGACGCUGCUGCUGCUGACCGUGGUGUUCGGGUUCCUGUACGGGGCGAUGCUCUACUACGAGCUGCAGGGCCAGCUGAGGAAGGCUGAGGCCACGGCGCUCAAGUACCAGCAGCAUCAGGAGUCGCUCUCGGCUCAGUUACAAGUUGUCUAUGAGCACCGGUCAAGAUUAGAGAAGUCAUUGCAAAAGGAAAGGCUGGAACAUAAGAAAGCAAAAGAAGAUUUUCUUGUUUAUAAACUAGAAGCACAGGAAACACUAAAUAAAGGAAGGCAAGACUCCAACAGCAGAUACAGCGCUCUGAGCGUGCAGCACCAGAUGCUGAAGAGUCAACACGAAGAACUAAAGAAACAGCACGCUGACCUUGAGGAAGAUCACCGAAAACAAGGAGAGGAGUUUAGCAGGACGUUCAGUGAUCACAAAGAGCGAUACCUGCAGCUGCAGCAGGAAAAGGAACAGGAGAUCUCCAAGCUGAAGGAAUCUCUGUAUAACUUGCGGGAGGAGAACAGGCAGCUGAGAAAAGCUCACCAGGACAUUCACACCCAACUACAGGAUGUCAAGCAACAGCAUAAGAACUUACUGUCCCAGCACAACGAGCUUGUGGUGACAUUGGAAGACCACAAGAGUGCACUAGCUGCUGCUCAGACUCAGGUGGAGGAAUACAAACAGCUGAAGGACACCCUCAAAAAAAUCCCAAGUUUCCAAGAUCUGGAGAAGGUGGAAGGAGGGAAUGAGCAGCCCGAGGUGCGGGGCCCGUCCCCCCACAGCCGCCCCCCGGAGCAGCACGGAGCUGGGGCUGAGCAGCAGCAGGAGAUUGAGAAGCCAAGGGAGAGAGAAGAAAUAAACAGCCAGGAACGGGACAGGGCUGAGCCUUCCCACGUGCAGGGAGGGGCUCCCGAGGGCCAGGACGCCCAGGAGCAGCAAGGAGCUGCAGAGGAUGAGGAGCAAAGGGCAGAGCAGAUGGAAGAAGAACGCAAAAAGGAGCUUGAGGAGGAAGAAAUGGAGCAGGCAGGGCAGCCUGAGCACCUGGAGGAGGAGCAGGACCAAGUCCCAGAAGAGCACGAAUGGAAAAAGCAGGAGCAAAAGGAAGAAGAAACCAACAUGUUGGGUGAUCACCUGCAGUCAGAGAUAAAGCCAACAAAGAGACAGAAAGCAGCUUAUGAGCAGCAGCUGGAGCAGCAGCACCUGGGAGCCCAGAGAGCAGAGGAGGCCAAGCAGCUCCGGCAGCAGCAGGAGUCCCUGCGCCAGCAGAGGCUGCGAGGGCAGCUCCUGAGGCAGCAGCAGCUCCAGGAGAGAGAGCUCCAGCUGCAGAGACAGGCAGAGCAAGGGGAGAAACUCUACAAAAAGCACCUCAGGUUCAACUCUCCCUCCCAACAGGCUCAUUAUGAUAACAUGGACCAGGACAUUGUACAAGGGGAGGAAGAGCAAGGUAUUCAGGAAGAGGAAGGAGCUUAUGAACACGAGAACCAGCACCAGGAUGAAGGUGAAGAUGAUGAUCAGAAUAAUGCAAAUGAACAGCAAGAAACAGAACAUCAGGCAGAAAAUCAUCAGGCUGAUGAAUCAAAGGCAGCCAUGGAAGAUGUGAAUCCUGCUGAUGACCCCAAUAAUCAGGGAGAAGAUGAAUUUGAAGAAGCUGAGCAAGAGAGAGAAGAAAACUUGCCUGAUGAAAAUGAAAAGCACAAGGAAACGGGUCAGAAACAAGGACAUCCAGGAAUGGAGGAGCACUUGGUGAUGGCAGGAAAUCCUGACCAGCAGGAGGAUAAUGUGGAUGAACAAUACCAGGAAGAGGGAGAAGAGGAGGUGCAGGAAGAUCUGUCUGAGGAGAAGAAGCCAGAGCUGGAGCACAAUGCUGAGGAGCCCUAUGGGGAAAACGAGGAAAAUGUGAGUCCUGAAUCUGGCACUGAAUCUGUGUGUAAGUUUGUUUUGUUUUACAGAGGGACAGACCAAGAGCAAGAAAUGCAAGAGGACAAUAACCAGAAAGAAAUUCAUGAAGAAAAUUAUGAGGAGGAAGAGGAGGAGGAGGAAGGCAGAGCUGUGGCAGCAAAAACCCGCAGAAGAGGGGAGAUGUAGUUCCUCCCUUCAUUUUUCUUCUUCCAGUACACAAAUUCCUGUUUUUUUUGUGUUUUUUUUUAAACCAACUUUUUUUAGGGUAUUUAAUUUCAAAAAGGAAAAAAAAAAAAGGUUGUGUUUUCCACUUUUUACUUUUCUAUUAGGUGCUGUCCUGUGUUUAUAUGAAUACAAUAUUUUGAUACUCUAGAUUAGGAUUUCUUUUCUAUCCAGGCUUUACAUAACCAGACAUCCUCUAGGUUGAAUUUUUUGUAACUCUGGGUACGGUUUAUAAAGGCCAUUUUGGAUACACUUUUUCACCUUGUCCAGGCCUGCCAGAAUGUUUGGUGUCAUGUCAGGUGCACUCAACACUGAAGGAGGAUUCCUAGUGCCUAAAUCCAGGUGACUUCAGUCCCUCCAGCUCGUUGUCUUCCUUGGAUUUAUUCUGACCAAGGGCUGCUUAUUCCUUGUAACCUCACAAAGUCAAGCAAGGGCCGAGCCCUUUGCAGGACCAGGCCUUUUCUAGGUGCAGAACAGUUAUAAAAUAUGCAAAUUUUACAAGCCUUCAGAAUGCAGCCAAGUUAGCAGCUGUUAAUUUUGGCAGCUGUUUCGAUAUGGUUCAAUUAUGCAUUUAUUUUAAUGAGCAUUCCCAGGUACUUCAAUUACAUUCAGUACCUGGCUGCUCAUGCAAAUGGGGCUGUGCUGAGAGGAGCUGGGAGCUAAAAACCAAUUUGGACUUGGAGCUCCAUUAUGCCAAAUCAAAACACUACAGCUGUCACAGGGAUGGAGAUUUACAGCAGCAGCAAUUUCCUUGUCCUAGUUAAUAUAUAAAAUAUUUGACCAGAACCAGAAUGAUGUUGCCUCAGUGCCAUGUUUUCUGGAGGGUGUGGUAGCUGAGCUGACACAGUUGGUGCAAGAUGUUGAACAUUAAGGCCUUUACCUUCUUUUCCUUAUUUAUUUACAAAAAUCUGCUGGAAGGAUUUCUGUGUGCCCCAGGGUGAGACUCAGAAACUCACAGAAGUUGUUUAGCCCAGCAAACAUCUCCAGCACUGCAUGAAACCCGAGGGGGAGGGGGGAAAUGACACAAAAAUUGUGCCUUGGUGUGGGCUACCCUGAACAUAAUCCCAGUGCAUGAAUUAUACAAUAUUUGUAUUGGUACAGACACUAGUUAUUUAAUAUAUGUUAAAGGAGAAUGGGAAUCUGGAUUUCCCAGGCUAUGCCCCAUUGCUGGAAAUGAGGCACAGGGGAGCUCCCCAUCAAAGGCUGUGUUAAUAUAUAAAGGGAGAGGGAGUGGGGGUUUUUCCCUUUUUUUUUUUUUUUAUAAGGAUGCAUAGCAAUGUUUUUAGUUUAAUUUUUUUAUAUGAAUGUAAUUUAAUUCAUUUUUCUACUAACUUGAUUAUAUUAUGUUUUAUAGUUGGUUUCCAUUCGUUGCAAUUUUCCUAAUUGUCCCAGAUCCAGUGCUUAUGUUUCACAGGAAGAUUUUUGUCAGUGAGUAUUUUGGGUUUUCUAGUUACCAUAAAUCAGAUUUACCUUAUGUAUAAAAAAAAAAAAAAAAAAGUUUACAUGAGACUGUAAAAUGUAUAAUAUGUACAUAAUCUUCAGAAUACAAUUAUUUUGGUAAAUUGGCCUGUAUUUUUAAUGUCAUGGUUGCAGUAUUUAAUUAUUUGAGGCAUAAUAAAACUUGACUGCAGUCAAUAAACUAGAAUGUAGUUACUGAUUUCCACAA
Messenger RNA from Cyanistes caeruleus (blue tit), 3916 nucleotides. Lineage: Eukaryota; Metazoa; Chordata; Aves; Passeriformes; Paridae. The record is from RefSeq and is a predicted model, not a curated record.